AAAGAUCGUCUAUAAUCGUUAAGCAGUUUUACGCGUUAGCCACUAAACCUGUCGUUUAUUCGCCAAUUGUAAAUAUUUGCUGCUGAUAACAUUACAUUUCUAAUUCGGUUAGAUGCGCGAUCACCCGAUAAAAUCAUACUAGAAAGUUUUUUAGCACUGUUGUCAAAUAACUUACUAAUAAGACUUUUGCAACAAGGAUGACAUCAUCUCUCUGUAAAGCGUUCCACUUCCGCUUUUACUGGUUUCAAGCCUCCAUAUUGCUGUUCCAACGACAACAAACGAGCAGGCCGUGUUAAACCCCACUAUUCUCCAUAAGUAACGACACAUUGGACAAACUACGAACUCAGUCAGGUACCUCUCCUAAGAUGGCUAUGGUGAAGAGUGGCUGGCUCCAUAGGCAAAGCACCAUACUGCGCCGCUGGAAGAAGAACUGGUUUGAUUUGUGGGCCGACGGCCGUCUCGUCUUCUACAACGACCAGCAGCGGAGGGACAUGGAGGAUGACAUCCACAUGAGGGUGGACUGCAUUAACAUCCGCAGUUCGGCUGCAUGUCAAGAGCUGAACCCUCCAGAGGGGAAGACACGUGAUGCUUUGCUUCAGAUAGUCUGCAGAGAUGGACGGGUCAUCAGCUUGUGUGCUGACAGCGCGGAUGAUGCCCUGGCAUGGACCAUGGCACUGCAGGAUGCUCGAAUUAAUGCGAUGGUUGCGACUCCUCAGGUGGGCUUCACUCCAGAAGUGAUGGCCUCCUCUCCUCCCCCUUACUCUGAAUACGCUCCCCCACCCCCGUUCUAUGCGCCGGGCCAGUAUGGAGAGUACGUCGCAUCUAGCCCGCAUGCAACGCAGAUCAUGUACGCAGCCGACGGGCAGCCCUAUGCCGUCGCCUACCCUUAUCAGUACCAAGGUGGCUACCCUUCUGGCGGAGUCAACCACGUGGUCAUUCAGGAGCGCCAGCGCGAUAAUGGCGGCGACAUGGCCAUGGGCAUGCUGGCGGGUGCGGCCACUGGUCUGGCACUGGGGUCGCUCUUCUCCGUCUUCUAAGUGUGUGCGCGUUCUUGUACAUCUAUCUACUACAGCAACAACACACCCACCCUACACACCUUUUAUUCAGAAUACAAACUCCUCUCUGUGAAGCAUGGCGGGAUGGUGACACACUUUCCAUGUAUCCUAAAAUAUUCAACUUGAGCACUUUCUCCAAAGCCUUGUGUGGCAAAUAAUAUAUUUACUUUAAGAAUAACUGUAAAUGACAUUUUGUACACAUGCCUUCAUCUUAAAGCCAUAUCAUUUUUUUGUUUGACAGUAUUUUGUUAAUGUGUCCCACCCUGAUAGGUAUAGCAACUAUACUCCAAUUGUGCUUUCAUCCAAAGAAAGAAGAGGGAAAAAAAAAAUCCAAAAGAUGCCCGGUGGGAUACAUAGUGGUCAUCUACAUCCAUGCAUGUCUUGUUUUCCUCAUGUAUUUAGAUUUUUUUUGUAUCGUAAGGUCUUCGGUUUCACAGGCUAUUAGAUGCAAAGGCAUCAGGUGAGGACAUCAAUGCAGCAAUAAUUUUCAUUAUUAGUGUAGCAUUUUGCUUGAUGAGAGUCUCUGGAUAUGGAAAAAGGGACGCUUGUUUAGCAACGCACACAAAAAUGUGUUUGGUUUUACAUUGGCAGCUGCGAAAUGGCAGCUUAUUUCAUUUCAUGCUGAUAUCUGUGGAGAUCCAGUUACAUUUCUUUUCAUGCUGAUACCAUGCCCUUUGACUUAAUUUAUACCAUUUCAAAUUGUUGCGAAUCCUCAGUAGGAAACAUUGUGGCCUGCCAUCUUAACAAAUAUUGCUUAACAUCACUAAUAGAGAUGUGUGAAAAUGAAGGAUGUUAUUUCCAAAAUGUAUGAUGUUGUCAAGCUAAGUGUGCUAGUUAAUUAAUAAAUUAAUAUAAAAUUUGAUGCUUUUAGCCGAGAGAUGUAUUUUAACAAUUAAAUGUAUUCACAAUAUGA
Dunckerocampus dactyliophorus (ringed pipefish) is the source of this 1968-nucleotide messenger RNA. It is a transcript of the gene plekhb2, whose product is annotated as pleckstrin homology domain containing, family B (evectins) member 2. The coding region runs from base 366 to 1037 and encodes 223 amino acids. Lineage: Eukaryota; Metazoa; Chordata; Actinopteri; Syngnathiformes; Syngnathidae. Gene Ontology annotation, biological process: regulation of cell differentiation. Gene Ontology annotation, cellular component: membrane. The record is from RefSeq and is a predicted model, not a curated record. The transcript has 8 exons.